This is a messenger RNA of Acytostelium subglobosum LB1, 1752 nucleotides long. RefSeq lists its product as hypothetical. Gene Ontology annotation, biological process: L-leucine catabolic process. Lineage: Eukaryota; Evosea; Eumycetozoa; Acytosteliales; Acytosteliaceae. Gene Ontology annotation, cellular component: methylcrotonoyl-CoA carboxylase complex; mitochondrion. The transcript is spliced from 3 exons. Gene Ontology annotation, molecular function: methylcrotonoyl-CoA carboxylase activity. Bases 1 to 1752 code for a protein of 583 amino acids. The record is from RefSeq and is a predicted model, not a curated record.
AUGUUAUCACUUGUAUCAAGAAACAUCGUGCGAUCCAGCCAUGUACUCAGAAGUGGAAGCUUGACUGCUUCGGCCUCUGCUGCCCUUCUUACAUCUCGUCCAUCAUUCAUGAGAUCAUACCAUACAGACAACUUGAUGCACAUCCUCGAUGGAUCUGUUGACAGGAACUCAGUGGAGUACAAGGAGAACCUUCAGAGAAUGACUCAGAGCGUCGAGCAACUCAACAAUGUCAUUGACAAGAUUAAGCAGGGUGGAGGCGCCAAGCUCAACGAGCGUCAUGUAUCCAGAGGCAAGCUCUUGGCACGUCAGCGUAUCGAUGCUUUAGUCGACCCAGGUUCACCAUUCUUGGAGUUCUCACAGUUGGCUGGAUUCGAGAUGUACGGAAAGGAUGAUGUACCAGCUGGUGGAAUCAUCACUGGUAUUGGUAGAGUACAGGGUAUUGAGUGUGUAAUUGUUGCAAAUGACUCCACUGUUAAGGGUGGCACUUACUUCCCAAUCACCGUGAAGAAGCAUCUCCGUGCUCAGGAGAUCGCCCAAGAGAACAACCUGCCAUGUAUCUACUUGGUUGACUCUGGUGGUGCCAACCUCCCCCGUCAGGCUGAUGUGUUCCCCGAUCGUGAUCACUUUGGUCGUAUCUUCUACAACCAGGCCAACAUGUCCUCCAAGCGUAUCCCACAGAUUGCCGUCGUCAUGGGCUCUUGCACAGCUGGUGGCGCCUACGUGCCAGCCAUGGCCGACGAGUCAGUCAUCGUCAAGGGCACAGGUACCAUCUUCUUGGGUGGUCCACCCUUGGUCAAGGCUGCCACUGGUGAGAUUGUCACUGCUGAGGAGUUGGGAGGUGCCGACCUUCAUUGCCGCACUUCUGGUGUAACCGAUCACUAUGCCCGCAAUGAUGAGGAGGCUCUUGCCAUCACUCGUCGCAUUGUCGCCAAUCUGAACCGCAAGAAGAACCCAUCAGUCGUCAUCCACACACCAGAGGAGCCACUUUACCCAGCCAGCGAACUGUCGGGUAUCGUGCCAAGCGACCUGCGCAAGAAUGUUGAUGUACGCAAGGUCAUUGCUAGAAUCGUCGAUGGCAGUCGCUUCGAUGAGUUCAAGGAGCUGUACGGCACCACCCUGGUCACCGGUUUUGCCAAGAUCCACGGCAUGCCAGUGGGUAUCGUCGCCAACAAUGGUAUCCUCUUCUCUGAGUCGGCCGUCAAGGGCGCUCAUUUCAUCGAGCUGUGCAACCAGCGUGGCAUCCCAUUGCUCUUCCUGCAGAACAUCACUGGUUUCAUGGUUGGCAAGUCUUACGAGGCUCGUGGUAUUGCCAAGGAUGGCGCAAAGAUGGUCAUGGCCGUGGCCACCUGCCGUGUGCCAAAGAUCACUGUGAUCAUUGGUGGCAGUUUCGGUGCCGGUAACUACGGUAUGUGUGGCCGUUCGUACAGCCCACGUUUCAUGUACAUGUGGCCCAACGCACGUAUCAGUGUCAUGGGUGGUGAGCAGGCCGCAUCCGUGUUGGCCCAGAUUCAGCGCGACAACAUGGCCAAGGAGGGCAAGACCUGGCCUGCUGAGGAGGAGGCUGCAUUCAAGAAGCCAAUUUCAGACAAGUACGAGGUUGAGGGUUCACCAUACUACUCAUCGGCUCGCUGCUGGGAUGACGGAGUCAUCAACCCAGCCGACACUCGUCAAGUGAUCGCACUCAGUCUUAGCGCCUGUAUGAACCAGCCCAUCAACCCACCAUCAGACGGCUUUGGUGUGUUCCGUAUGUAA